UGAUCUACGGGAGGCUGGGGCUGUUAACGGCGGUGUCGGCGUCCCUACUGCGCAGGCGCCUCGGGAAGACCUCUGCCUCGCGCGUUCCCCUUCGGGUCUCCCUCGCCUUCAGUGCCCACGAUUGCCGGGUUCCGCGAGCGCGGGGUUCCGCGCACUGAAAAGAAGCGGAGGCCGUAGCGGGAACCCUGAUCGCUCUCCUUCAACAGGUUCAUUAUGAAGCUAUUAGUAAUACUUGUAUUUGCUGGACUUUUAACUGGUUGUAGAAGUAACUCUUCCUAUAGUUUGCCACCCAAGUUACUACUGGUGUCCUUUGAUGGCUUCAGAGCUGACUAUCUACAGAACUAUGAAUUUCCUCAUCUCCAGAAUUUUAUCAAAGAAGGUGUCUUGGUAGAGCAUGUCAACAAUGUUUUUAUUACAAAAACAUUUCCAAACCACUACAGUAUUGUAACAGGCUUGUAUGAAGAAAGCCACGGCAUUGUGGCUAAUUCCAUGUAUGAUGUCAUCACAAAGAAACACUUUUCUGACUUUGAUGACAAGGAUCCUUUUUGGUGGAAUGAGGCAGUACCUAUUUGGGUGACCAAUCAGCUUCAGGAAAACAGAUCCAGUGCUGCUGCUAUGUGGCCUGGUACUGACGUACCCAUACACAAUAUCACACCAUCCUACUUUAUGAAUUAUAGCUCCUCCGUGUCAUUUAAGGAGAGACUAAAUAAUAUUACCAUGUGGCUGAGCAAUUCAAACCCACCAGUCACCUUUGCAACACUCUAUUGGGAAGAACCGGAUGCAAGUGGCCACAAAUACGGACCCGAAGAUAAAGAAAAUAUGCACAGAGUGUUGAAAGGAAUAGAUGACCUUAUUGGCGAGCUAGUCCACAAACUCAAGGUGUUAGGAUUGUGGGAAAGUCUUAAUGUGAUAAUUACAAGUGAUCAUGGGAUGACCCAGUGUUCCAAGGACAGGCUGAUAAACUUGGAUCUCUGCAUUGAUCAUUCCAAAUACAUUCUUAUAGAUUUGAGCCCAGUUGCCGCAGUACUUCCCAAAAUAAAUAGAACAGAGGUUUAUAACAAACUAAAAAACUGUAGCUCUCACAUGAAUGUUUAUCUCAAGGAAGACAUUCCUGCCAGAUUUCAUUACCAACAUAAUGAGCGAAUUCAGCCUAUUAUUUUGGUUGCUGAUGAAGGCUGGACAAUUGUUCAAAAUAAAUCAUCACCAAAAUUAGGUGACCAUGGUUAUGAUAAUUCUUUGCCUACUAUGCAUCCAUUUCUGGCUGCCCGUGGACCUGCAUUUCACAAAGGCUACAAACACAGCACAGUUAACAUUGUGGAUAUUUAUCCAAUGAUGUGCCACAUCCUGGGAUUAAAACCACAUCCCAAUAAUGGAACCUUCAGUCAUACUAAGUGUCUGUUAGUUGAUCAGUGGUGCAUUAAUCUUCCAGAAGCUAUUGGAAUUGUUAUUGGUGCACUCUUGGUCUUAACCACUCUAACGUGCCUCAUAAUAAUCAUGCAGAAUAGACUAUCUGUACCCCAUCCGUUUUCUAGACUUCAGCUACAAGACGAUGAUGAUGAUCCUUUAAUUGGGUAAUGUGCUGGGGUUUAUACAGUGUCUUUGAUUAGUCACAAAACAAGGAUAUACCUAAAGAGUGGUGUCCAAACUAUUUGAAAGUAUACACUGGAAGUCAAAGAACUUAGACCAAGCAUGCCAAAAUUAUUUUGUUUUGUUUUUCUUUGUGUUUUGGUGCAUUAGCUAAAACAGAAAAGCCCUGACCCCAUUAAAAACUGUAGUAAAUCAUUAGUUAAUACCAACUGUUUCUUUAAGUAGAAAUAUUUUUUAAACAGAAUAUGCCUCUGCCUUUUUUUUUUUUGCAAUGAAGAUUUGACACAUCUUUGAAUGAAAAAAUACCAAAAUUUAGUAGGCAUGCUUUUCUAAUUAGUUUUUGUAUUUGUAAAUGAAACAUAAAUUCUGUGCAAUUAAGUGGAUUUUGAGUAUCAGGGAGGAAAAGUUUCCUGUAUUUUUAUAUUUACCUUUAAUAGAGUUUGUAUCCCAAGUAAAACCCUUGACAUAGGAAAUUCUCUGAUGGUUAAUAAAAUCAGCUAACCAUACAGAACAAUUCUAGUAUUCUAAGAAAUGAUUCUAAGAAAAGCUAUUAAAAAAUUAAAGACCAUGUGACACAAAGCCAGUCCUCAUCCUUGUGUCAAGACCUUUGCACUUUUUGAAAUCUUGAGUUACAUCUUUUGAAGAUUAUUGCUAGUAAGAAAAUAGAGAAAAGUGCUUUUCUCUAUUUGUGCUUACUGCCUUUGUGUCAGUUACAUAGUUGUAUGUGUGCACAAGUGUAUGUGUGUGUAUAGGUGUGCAGACUCCAUGCAACUUACAGGAGGUCAGAAGUAGCCUGGACUGUAGGCAGGCUUCUCCAUUCCCAUGGAACACAGCUUUCAGGAGAGGUUGUAUUUGCACAUCAUAUUUGUUUACUUUCUUCUAACUCAAGUUCUCUAACAAGUUAAAAAUAAUAAUUUUAAAAGUUAUAAUUAUGUACCAUUUUUAACUUUCAUGUUGUUUAUUGUAAUGCAAGGUAUCCAAGUGCUGCAGAAAAACGUAUGACCUCAAUACAAAUCUGGUUCUGAAUGGUUUAGAAUGAGGGAGAUUUUUAUAUUUACCUUUAGGACUUUUACGCCUUACUUUUUAGGCAAUAGUUUAAAAACUUCAGAUGGAAUUUAGUAUCUUUGAUCUUUUAUGUUAUUCAUAUGUUAAGUGGCAGAAUAAGCUUUAGCACUUGGUUCACAUUCUGUUGCCUGCUUUUUUCUCCAAUAUUUGGGUCAAAGAAAUAAUCACAUGCUGCUCUUCAUUUUUAAACAUACUUGUUCAGAGCCAAGGAUUACUUGUGAGGAACUGUCAUCCUACCUUUCUUUGCUAGGUGGUACCUUCUAAUAAUAAAUGUUAAUAUGAAGAAACUGAGUUGUGGCAAACUAGAUUUUAUCUAUUAAAGGAAAAACUGGGUUCAAGACCUUCAGCAUCUGAGUCAAGCAAUUAAUACUAAUAAUGUGAUCUCUAAAGUUUUGACAAGGUAACAAACUAGGUACCGGUUUUACAGAUACAAAAAUUGUCUACAGUAUAUAUGAAGCCCACUUAAAUGUUGACUAUUUGUGAUGGUAAAGAACUGUAGUGCAAGUCAUCACAUAAAACUCAUCCUAUUUGGUCACUGCUCAUUUCCUGAUCCUGGUGUUUGGUGCCUAUUUGUAUUUGGGGGUCUUGAGAAAGUAUUUUUACAUCCUGCAUAAAUACCUAUGCUACUGGUCGUGAGUGGACUAUAAUAAGAACAGCAUAGUAAAUACAACCAGUAGAACUAAUUGUACUUUCUACAAAUACUAUUUCUCAUUUUCCCCCUCAUAUUAAAGUUAUCCUAAAGGUUAAGAGUUGAUCUGAACGAAAUAGUAUAAAAAUUUCUACAUCAAUUUCUACUAAUAAAAAGAACAUCACACUUAAAGCAGUGGGCAUUUUUUUGAAGCCUGAAAUGUAACAGCGUAUUUUAUACUAAUUGAGUAGAAUUUGGUCCUUGCAAUGGUGUUAGUGACUGCAUUAGCUUUAUUGGUGGUUGUGAGUUUCAAUAAUCUAUACAUGGCAUCCAACCUGUGAGUGGAUUUCAUAUAGGAUGGAAUAGGAAGGGAUGCCCUAUCAGUGUCUUAGUUCUUUGAAAAGACAUUUACCUAUUUGUCUUUUCACUCCAUUCUCAAAACAUUCACUUUAAUUAAAAUUGUGAAUUUUAAAUGUAUAUAUUGAUGGGACAAGAACAGUACUUAUUUAAUCAGAAGUUUAUGUAUUAUAUUGAACUUUGUGUUAAUUCAUUUGUAUCUUAAAGAAAUUAUCACUGUUAAAACCAAUGAUCCUUCUAAUUCACUGGGAAAAUCUUUUAGAAAAAGUUAGCCUUUCGUAUUAAGGUUUGGUGUGUAUUUUGUUAGAUUCACUAAUAUGCUGCUGUUUUCUGGGUUAUACAAAGUACUUGGCUCCAGGAGACAUUUAACUGUUUAGGACAACAGUAGUCAAGGUAAUAGGAAAACUUUUUAUUAAAUAUUUUCUGUUAAUUUAGUGAAUUCAGAAUAAGCACAUUUACUUACUUAUUAUAGGGACAGUUCUGCUACAUAAUUAUAAAAUGCAAGUUUUUUUGGUAAAAAGCAAUAGAAUAAAAAUUAUUUCAAUGUUCUGUACUAUAGGCUUUGUGUGAUUAUUCCAUUAAGCUUGUUAAAAGAAUUUAAAGAUAAAUUUUUGGAAAAUUAAAGAAUUAAAAAUGCCUCGUCAUUGUUCUAGGGUGUCUCCCUUUCUUGCCCCUAUCUGAUAAGCUUUAAGGAUGAUGGCAUUUAAUUCCUUUUAUUUGAAGGGUUUUACAUGUGAAUACAUAAAACUACAAAUGAACAAAAAAGAUGAGAUGGAAAGUGUAUGUUUACUGUCAGUCCUUAAAAUUGUGUAAAUAAAAUGAUAGGAUUGUGUU
This is a messenger RNA of Manis pentadactyla (Chinese pangolin), 4471 nucleotides long. RefSeq names its product ectonucleotide pyrophosphatase/phosphodiesterase 4 (gene ENPP4). The coding region runs from base 214 to 1575 and encodes 453 amino acids. The record is from RefSeq and is a predicted model, not a curated record. NCBI's taxonomy places the organism in Eukaryota, Metazoa, Chordata, Mammalia, Pholidota, Manidae. The transcript is spliced from 4 exons.